ACAUGCGGCAGAAAACGACUUUCGUAUCCAGUUCAGCAUGAGCCACGUGUGUCGCAGGGCCUUAUCGGAAAAAGAAAAGGUCUUAAAUGUUUUCGACAACCCGUCUAAAACGACAAAUGAAAACAGAUCCGCUGCGGACUGCAGAUGUUUAAACCACCACAGCGGCAGUAAGACGGACGGACAGCCCAAAAAGAAACUACUGAGAAAACGCAAGGAGAGGAGUCAGAUGAGAGGCAGUGGGAAAGACGUCACCAAACCACAUCACCAUUACUCUCGCCAGAGCAGUAAAGACAUGAAGCAUUCCCGCAACUGCUGUCAUAGUAGCUGUCGUUGUCCGUCAAGGAGCAAUGCGUCAUUUCUAAAUGUCGUUCCCGUUGCACAGGAGCCGAGUAUCAUCACGGAGAGCCGCCUGAUAGGACAUCAUGGCCUCUUCAAUCGCGAGGUGAAGUCGAUCGACAUUGAACGCUUGUUAACCGAGCAGAGGAAGUCGGAGAAAGACAGGAAGAUCAACACUGCUUCAAAUAAUUGUUUAGCAUCUCACAUCCCCUCUCCACUCUGCAGCAGCGAUUUGUUUGGUGGUCACACAGACGAGGUGGAAAAGAAAGUGGACCAAGCUGCGAAGGUCCACCAUGAUUUCCAGGAGAAAGAGAAGAAGAUUGUCCAGUCUGAAAGUCAGGGGUCGGAUCUUACACCAGGACAGAAAUCACAGCAACAACUCAAUCCUUCAUCUGGAAGUUAUAAAAGCUCCGUCGAUGUCGAGAUAGCGAAGAGCAUCACGGCCGACUCUGUCACGUCUGAGAAGGGCAGAGUGUUGGAGCUGAGUCCCGUUUGUGAGACAGAAAACGUGAAGACGGCGAAGAAGAAAGAAAAGGGACAGACGAUUUCGACUCUGGAGCACACCCCGAAGAACCAGGAGCCUCCAGUACACAAGACGCAAGCUCGUGGUCUCAGUCCGAGUCCUCUUCGGCUCUCCAGCUCACCCACUGCUGGAAUCACACGGUUCAGAAGAAAAGAUCAUGAUUGUGUGUCCGAGUCCAUCAGUGCAGCAGCGGCACGUUUGAGUCGCAGUCUUCAGUUUCCGCGUCUGGGGAAGAGAAAUCUUCUGUCAGAGAGCAGGGAGGUGCUGCUGAAAGCACUGCAGGAGCACCAUGGUCCCCGGCUUCAGGAGAACCUCCUCAAAGUGCAGCAGUGUCUCAACUUUGACGCUGUGAGAGCAGUCCAGAACCAGCACCAGAACCAGAGGCCUGUCCUGAUAGAUGAGGAUGGGCUCUGGUCCGCAGCGUUUCAAGACAAUGCGACCAACCAGGCAAGUCAUGGCACCCAGAAAACCGCAAGUUUCAGAAUGACAGGAAGUAAGCAUUUUAACUGGAACUCGAGUCCGCAGCCUCACCAGAGCGUAGAGCAGACUGCCGGGUGGUUGACGAGCCCUGUGGAGACUUCUGUCAAUCUUUUGGAUGAUAUCAUCAGAUCUCCUCAGAUGUGCGUGGACUUUGAGCCCUUCAGAGCUUCAUCAAGUGAUCAUUUGUUUGCUCCUUCUCUCUCCUCCUUCUGGGGAGCAACCACCUCAGCAUCUCAGCACUGGGAAGACAACUUCAACAGGCCAGACGCCAAAGACUUGCUUAUGUUUGAUUCCUUUGAUAACAACUUCAUGAAUCAUACCAGAGCACAGAGAGAGGGGAGCAAUGACCUGCAUUACAGUGACCGCAACAUCCGGCCGUUCUUUCCCAACCAAACACAGCUGCCAGGUAGAUACUCAGCAGAGCCUGGACAGUUUCUCCAGGAGCAAGACUCAUUUGAAACUGAAAGAUGUUCUUUUGCCCAAAUUCCCCAACUUCAACAGAGCAAUCACCUGCCUUUCAGCCAGUUCAGUCACCCUCCAACCUGCCCCUCCCUCAUGUCCCACCACACUGAUAUGAAGAAUUACCCCCCAUCUCAUAUGCUUGAAAGAGAACCCGCACCUUCCCUCUCUUCCUUACCAAGCCCUGAGGAUUGGUCCUUCCCUCCUAUGAGACUUUACUAA
Molecule: messenger RNA, 2020 nt
Organism: Scomber japonicus (chub mackerel)
Lineage: Eukaryota; Metazoa; Chordata; Actinopteri; Scombriformes; Scombridae
Exons: 4
Coding region: 38-2020 (660 amino acids)
Source: RefSeq, a predicted model, not a curated record